UUCGCGGUCAUGUAGCUUCCUCGGUUAGUUUCAAAUCACAGAACGAUAUUACAUCUUGUAACUUUAUAUUACCGGUAUCGUUUCCGAGCUGAGGUUUACGAAGUUUUGAUUGCCAUGUGUAUGCCAGUGUUCGACUUUUACUAAACGAAUUGUUCUGAUCUUGGCAUGGACUUUUUACUAUGCGGCUGUAGAUCGAAAAAGAAACAUAGUUCGGUUAAAAGUUUCGGAAAUGGUGAUGAUGAAAUUCUGCCCUCCGAUAAGAAGACAAUUUAUAUAAAUCUCUUGCCCUUAUGGAAAGGACAAAAGAAGCAAGGUGUACGCUACAGUUCAGCUAUUUUAAAUGCCAUGGCUCAUGAAGCAGCGUCUGAUUCCAACAACAUUGUUACCAAACAUUACAAAGAUGAAUCUCUGAACGAUAUGAAUGGCACUUCAGAGGAAGAAUACACUUCUCACAUGAACAAACUGUGCGCGAAAUUAUCAACCAAUUUAUCAGAUCUGAAGACAGGAGAUACUGUGCUUAACUUUGGUGGCGAUCAUUCUAUUUCAAUGGCUACGGUUCAGAAAAUGUAUCACAUAUAUCCCGAUUUGAGAGUCAUUUGGAUUGAUGCACAUGCUGACAUAAACUCUCCGGCGACGACUGAAACAGGACACUUCCACGGAAUGCCAGUUUACUAUAUUAGUGACUUAUCCGAUGUGCAUAAAAAUAGUGCUCAGAUAAGUUUGGAUAACAUCGCGUACAUAGGAGUUCGCGACGUCGAUGUCGCGGAGAUUAAGAUUCUAAAAGAGCACAAGGUCAAGAACUAUACUAAAGAGGAGAUUAUAAGAAGGGGUUCAAGCGAGGUAAUCAGCGAGUUGAUCGAGGAGAAACAGCUGCUAAAAUACCCAGUUCAUAUUUCAUUCGAUAUAGACGCGGUGGACCCCAAAGAGUGCCCCAGUACCGGCACUAUAGCCCCAGACGGCAUCAGCAUUUCUCACGUGGUCAAGCUAAUCAAACGAAUAAAGGAAGUGGGUAACCUCGUGUCAAUGGAUAUUGUGGAGUUUAACCCUCUCGUUGGAAACGACAGUGACGUCGAGAAAACAGUCCAGUCGAUUAUGAAAGUUAUGAAGGAAAUAGUUAGCUAGAAGAUUGAGACCAAGAGGAUGGAAGCAAUAAAUUAUGACAGAUUUUAAACUUUUGACAAUUAGGUUUUAGGGACAAAUGAAUCGAGCGACUCUAAGAAUAGGUGAAAAUUUUGAAAAAUUAAUUUCAUAAUUGUGGAACAAACAA
Bolinopsis microptera is the source of this 1267-nucleotide messenger RNA. Its product is annotated as arginase-like. Gene Ontology annotation, molecular function: manganese ion binding; arginase activity. The coding region runs from base 166 to 1122 and encodes 318 amino acids. The transcript is spliced from 4 exons. The record is from RefSeq and is a predicted model, not a curated record. Gene Ontology annotation, cellular component: cytosol; nucleus; cytoplasm. NCBI's taxonomy places the organism in Eukaryota, Metazoa, Ctenophora, Tentaculata, Lobata, Bolinopsidae.